Messenger RNA from Clarias gariepinus (North African catfish), 1036 nucleotides. It is a transcript of the gene glo1, whose product is annotated as glyoxalase 1. Gene Ontology annotation, molecular function: lactoylglutathione lyase activity; metal ion binding. Lineage: Eukaryota; Metazoa; Chordata; Actinopteri; Siluriformes; Clariidae. Bases 113 to 655 code for a protein of 180 amino acids. The transcript has 6 exons. The record is from RefSeq and is a predicted model, not a curated record.
CCCGCCCACCUGUCUGACGGCCAAGCCUUCCUCCUCCUGCGCCUCUCCCGCUAAACUUUCAGACUUUUGCCGCUUACUGUGUUUCUUCUUCAGACCCGAGAGAGCAGCGAUAAUGGCCGACCAUGGACUGACAGACGAAGCCGCUACAGGCGCUUGUAAAGAGGGAAACCCGAUCACUAAGGACUUCAUGAUGCAGCAGACGAUGCUGAGAGUCAAGGACCCGAUUAAAUCGCUGGAUUUCUACACACGCAUCCUGGGGAUGACCCUGCUUCAGAAAUUCGAUUUCCCCUCCAUGCGCUUCACUCUCUACUUUCUGGGUUUUGAAGAUAAAAAAGAAAUUCCAACUGACGUCAAAGAGAGGACAGCGUGGACUUUCUCACGCCGAGCCACUAUCGAGCUCACCCAUAACUGGGGUUCGGAGACAGAUGAAAACCUAUCUUACCACAACGGAAACUCAGAUCCCCGAGGUUUUGGACACAUAGGAAUCGCUGUACCAGACGUUCACGCUGCUUGCAAGCUGUUUGAGGAGCAAGGAGUGAACUUCGUCAAAAAGCCAGAUGAUGGUAAAAUGAAGGGGCUGGCUUUCAUUCAGGACCCGGAUGGUUACUGGAUUGAGAUUCUGAGCCCUAACGGCAUGGUGUCCAUCACUUCAUAAAGGUGUCACCUUGGCCGUGUGAUCAGCCCACAGACAGGUUUCAAAGAAAUCCUUUGAAAUGUGAGAGAAUGACGACCAGAACUGUAGUUUUAUGAAUUUUCUUGGCGAAUCGGGUGCGAGGUACAGCCGGCACUGAACAACUGAAACAGCCGAGACGAGGCCAUGAGCUUUACCUAGAAACUCAUCACUGACACUAAAUUACUACAAAUAUUACUUAAAUACUGAGGUUUCUAGUCUUACAUGUCCGUUUACAUUGGUUUACAUAUUGUUUCAUGCUGUAUUUGUUUUGUUUAAAAGAUUAUAUUUUAUAAUAAAUCCCUCUUCUAAAUAUUGUCACUAUUAAAUUAAUAGCAGAUGUGGACAAUAAAACAAAUUACUGUU